Molecule: messenger RNA, 1035 nt
Organism: Fonsecaea nubica
Lineage: Eukaryota; Fungi; Ascomycota; Eurotiomycetes; Chaetothyriales; Herpotrichiellaceae
Exons: 2
Coding region: 1-1035 (344 amino acids)
Source: RefSeq, a predicted model, not a curated record
AUGCGCACCACGGCGCUCUUCGUGGGUCUACUUCCACAGCUUCAAGGGCGGGACACAGACCCAACUACCAGUAACGAUGGAGCAUACACCGAAGUCGUACAAGCCACGAGCUGGAGCUCCUCCGCGUCCUACUACACCACGUACGGCUCGACCGUCACGACCUACAUCCCUUGCCCGGUCAUCAUCAGCUACACAACGGUGCGGUACUGCUCGACCUGCAGCACGUGCGGCGGGAGCUGUGGUUCCACCACACAGGUGCAGACCACCACCACCAGCGCCACCGUCUGCGUGCCGAAACUGUGUUCCACGGCUGUCAACGACGUCGGCCAGGCGACCACCACGCCCUUCGUGGCGGGAGAGUACGCUAUCGCCUACGUGACGAGCAAUGGCGGCGGCGGACAACCCGCUGUGACGACGAGCAUCCCCGCGUCCUCGUGCACGGCUUACGAGCAAAUCGCACUCAGCGAGAUCGAUUGCCAGACCCUCCCUGUGUGCGGCGGCGGCGGCAGCGGAAGAAAUAGCGGACUCACGUGCGAAGCGAAGCCGUGCACCAAGUACACGGACAAGAACGGGGACGGGAACUACGACCCUGACGAAACCCUCACCGAGGGCACGCAGUACUUCUUCACCGAGUUCGCACGGCUCACCGUAAACGGCCAGGUCACAUCCACGGCGGCCAGUCUAUGCGAGGCGCUCACCGUCCCGACACCAUGGGCCGCCGAUGUCCAGGCCACAGUCGUCUGCGGUUCUGACGACAACAACAAUAAUAACGACAACACCAGUGCCGGCGACGGCGUCCAAGUCAUCACGUACACGUACACGACCGACGGCGCCACCGUCGUCGUCGCCACCACCCUCCCCUCGCGCGGCGGGCCUUUCCAUCUCACUGCCGCGGGCGACGGCAGCAGCAGCAGCAGCAGCAACAGUGGCUAUGGGCUCCGCGCCGGGGGAGAUCCAGGAACGACGGCCCUCUUCUGGACAUGUGUCGGCACGGCGCUCGUCGCGGGCGUGGGCGUGGGCAUGAUUGUUCUGUGA